AUGAUCACAAAGUCAAACUAUAACCUUCCACCAGGACCUUCCCCUCUUCCCAUCAUAGAGAACCUCCUUGAAUUAGGACACAAACCACACAAAUCAUUGGCAAAACUUGUUGAGAUUCAUGGCCCAAUAAUGAGUCUCAAGUUUGGCCAAAUAACCACUAUUAUUGUAUCCUCAACAGACAUGGAAAAAGAGGUCUACACCGUCCAAACUGCUGCAUACGAUUGGGUUGUUCUGUUUGGGGGAAUUGCUGUUACAAUCUUGUCAUACCUUGCAAUAGCAGUUACAAGAACUUUGGUUGCCAAAGCAACAAAGAGAAAUUGA
Molecule: messenger RNA, 321 nt
Organism: Vicia faba (fava bean)
Lineage: Eukaryota; Viridiplantae; Streptophyta; Magnoliopsida; Fabales; Fabaceae
Source: the annotation of a GenBank genome assembly